ACACAACACACGACAUGAUUUGGACAAUCAUUUUACUUAUCCAGGCGGGCCUCCUCUAUUUUGUUCUAACACACAGGAAAAGAUACAAGACUGAUCCUCCACUGGAUAAAGGCGUUAUCCCGUGGCUGGGGCAUGCCUUUGAAUUUGGAAAAGAUGCUUUCAAGUUUCUUGGUCGAAUGAAGAUGAAACAUGGGGACAUCUUCACUGUGCGUGUGGCUGGGCGUUACGUCACCGUUCUCCUGGACCCUUUCUCCUAUGACUUGGUCCUAAAUGAUAAGAACUGCCUGGACUUCUCCCGAUACGCUGCACUGCUCAUGGACAGAAUCUUUCAGCUUCAGCUCCCACAUCACAUGCAAAAUAAAAGCAAAGCAAUAAUGAAACAGCACUUUCUCGGCAUGAAUUUGAGCAGCUUAAACACGUCUAUGGGCCGACACCUGCACAAUUUGGUGAAAGCUGAGCUCUCUUUGAACCAGAAAGACUGGACAGAAGAGGGACUGUUCAACUUUUCCUAUGGCCUGCUUUUUAAGGCUGGGUAUUUGACACUUUUUGGAGAUGAACAAAACAACAACAGCAUGGAUCUAUCAAAAAUCUAUAAAGAGUACAUGAAGUUUGAUGGUCUAUUGAUAAAGUUAGCAAGAGGCACACUCAAGCCAGAGGAGAAGAAAUUAGCACAGUGUGUCCGUCAGAAUUUGUGUGAGCUCCUGUCUCCAGUGGGAAUCAAGGAGGACUCGGGGCUGGGGUCCUGGGUCCACACCUACAGACUGCUGCUCCAGGAUGUGGGUGCAGACCGGGACACACAGAACAAGGCCUUACUCAUGCAGCUCUGGGCUUCUCAGGGUAAUGCUGGUCCAGCUGCAUUUUGGCUUUUGGGAUUUCUGCUGACCAAUCCUGACGCCAUGGCAGCCGUAAAGAAGGAAUUCAGUGGGAUUUCACAAACAUCAGACACAUGUUUACUCACUGUGAAAACUCCAGUAUUUGACAGUGCUCUUGAAGAGACUCUCCGACUCACUGCUGCCCCCUUCAUCACUAGAGAGGUAGUGCGUGAGAAAACCAUCCAUAUGGCAGACGGACAGGAGUACCUGCUCAGAAAAGGGGACAGAGUUUGUCUGUUUCCCCUCCUGAGUCCUCAGAUGGAUCCAGAAAUACACAGUGAGCCUCAGAAAUUCAAGCAUGAUCGUUUCCUGAAUCAAGAUGGAUCACCAAAGAUGGAUUUUUACAAAAGAGGUAGAAAGCUGAAAUAUUACACCAUGCCGUGGGGUGCAGGGACAAAUGGCUGUGUGGGGAAGCGGUUGGCUAUCAAUACCAUCAGACAAUUUGUUUACAUGGUGCUGACAAAGUGUGAUUUGGAGUUGUGCGACCCCAAUGCUCAGAUGCCUGAAGUUAACACAAGCCGUUAUGGAUUCGGGGUUUUACAGCCAGAGGGAGAGCUGUAUAUCCGAUAUAAGUUGAAACAAACAAUGAAGGAUAAUGAAUGAACAUAUUUAUACAUUUCAGUUUAUUGUUUAUUCAUAAUAUGUUAUACAUUUAUCUUUGUAUUUAUAUUUAUCUGUAAAUAAAUGUUAUUUUUUGU
This is a messenger RNA of Periophthalmus magnuspinnatus, 1570 nucleotides long. RefSeq names its product prostacyclin synthase-like. Bases 15 to 1475 code for a protein of 486 amino acids. Gene Ontology annotation, biological process: prostaglandin biosynthetic process. Lineage: Eukaryota; Metazoa; Chordata; Actinopteri; Gobiiformes; Gobiidae. The transcript is spliced from 10 exons. The record is from RefSeq and is a predicted model, not a curated record. Gene Ontology annotation, molecular function: oxidoreductase activity, acting on paired donors, with incorporation or reduction of molecular oxygen; iron ion binding; prostaglandin-I synthase activity.